AUGGAAACCUAUACCUCUCCUAUCCAGUUGAAGCUCAUGAUAGACCCGCUGCAUCAAAAGGUUUUGUUUGCUGAAGUGGGCAAGGAUUUUGUGGAUUUUCUAUUCACUCUUCUGCCUCUGCCUAUUGGCACAAUCAUUGGCUUACUCAACAAAGAACAUGGCAUGGUUGGUUGCUUGGGAAAACUCUACAACAGUGUUGAAAGUCUCAGUGGCACAUACUUUCUAAACUCUGAUCUUGAUAGAAAUGCUAUUGAUGAUGAAUCCAGCCACGAUGAAUGGGAUGAUGAUGUCAAUAUAAUGGAUGUAUCAAGCGACAAGCAAUCAAGUGAUGACAAUGAAUCAAAUGCGAAUAGUGACUUCUACAUCUGUGUGUCCUGUUUGAGCAAGAGCAGUGCCAAAGAACGGGUAUACUAUGGCACGGACAACUCUAAAUCCAUCUGUCCAGGGUGCAAAGCAAUAAUGUCGACCCCAGCGGCUUAUGUUGCUCCACCGCUUACUGAAGAUGAUAUAUCCAUCCGUGAGGGAUCAUAUGUGAAAGAUGCUGUUACUUAUAUUGUAAUGGAUGAUUUGGAAGUGAAGCCCAUGUCUGGCACUUUGGUUAUGGCUGUGCUAAACAAGUUUAAUGUUAAGGAUGUCAGUAGCCUUGAAGAGAAGGUGGUUCAUCUUGGCAACGAAGAGGGUCUGAAGUUGCUUAAGGCGUCCCUGCACUCUGAGUCAGCUCUCAGCGUUGCCUUCCUUGCAAGGAAAGAAAAAGCAGCUUGA
Molecule: messenger RNA, 762 nt
Organism: Fragaria vesca subsp. vesca
Lineage: Eukaryota; Viridiplantae; Streptophyta; Magnoliopsida; Rosales; Rosaceae
Exons: 3
Coding region: 1-762 (253 amino acids)
Source: RefSeq, a predicted model, not a curated record